This is a messenger RNA of Hippoglossus stenolepis (Pacific halibut), 1613 nucleotides long. RefSeq names its product high affinity choline transporter 1. Gene Ontology annotation, molecular function: choline:sodium symporter activity. Gene Ontology annotation, cellular component: plasma membrane. The record is from RefSeq and is a predicted model, not a curated record. The transcript is spliced from 6 exons. Gene Ontology annotation, biological process: acetylcholine biosynthetic process; choline transport; transmembrane transport. Lineage: Eukaryota; Metazoa; Chordata; Actinopteri; Pleuronectiformes; Pleuronectidae. Bases 79 to 1299 code for a protein of 406 amino acids.
GUGGUCUUUUCUUUGCCAAGCCAAUGAGGGACAAGAAGUAUGUCACCAUGAUGGACCCAUUCCAGAUAAGGAGCAACUAUGAGUGUGAUACUAGACCUCCCCUAUGUUUACUCUGUUUGGAUCUCAUCGGCUGUGGCCAUUAUCUAUACUUUGUUAGGAGGCCUCUAUUCAGUGGCCUACACUGACAUCAUCCAGCUCUCUCUGGUUUUUGUCAGUUUGUGGCUGUGCGUCCCCUUCCUCCUGGUCAACCCCACAUCAACAAACAUUUUACAGACUGCUAUCAACAACACAUUUCAAGAACCCUGGGUUGGCUCUCUGGAACACGACAAAGUCUGGAAGUGGAUUGAUGACUUCCUAUUGCUGGGUCUUGGCAGUGUUUCAUUUCAGUGCUUCCAGCAGAGGGUACUGUCUGCCUCCUCAUCACGUACGGCCCAGUUUACCUGCUAUGCUGCUGCCCUCAUCAUCGCCAUACUGGGAAUCCCCCCUGUCUUGGUUGGGGCUGUCGCUGCCUCCACAGACUGGAACCUGACACAGUAUGGCUCUCCAUCUCCAUACAUACGUGGUGAGCAAACAUUUAUCCUUCCCCUGACUCUACAAUUUCUCACUCCAUCCUACAUCUCCAUCAUUGGAAUUGGAGCUGUGGCUGCUGCGGUCAUGUCGUCAACAGACUCAGCCCUGUUAUCCGCAACUUCAGUGUUCUCAACAAACAUCUACAAGAACAUCCUGCGCCAACAGGCUUCAGACUGUGAAAUGCAAUGGGUGAUUCGGAUCACAGUGGUUGUUGUGGGUGUGGUUGGGACAUCUUUAACAUUCUUCACCAACAGCACCCUGGUCCUCUGGCUUCUUGGAGCAGACAUUUCCUACACACUUAUAUUCCCCCAUCUGGUCUGCGUGCUCUUCUUUGAAGUGACAAAUGCUUAUGGCGCCGCAGUGGGUUAUGUUACAGGGCUGAUUGUGAGGAUUCUGGUGGGAGAGAACACUGUAGGUCUCCCUGUUGUUCUUCAUCUUCCUGGUUGCACUCUGGAAGAUGGCAUCUACGUCCAAAUGUUCCCGGUCAGAACAUUCUCCAUGCUGUGCACCCUGUUAACCAUCUUAGUCUUUUCUGUGCUUUCUUUGUUCAUGUUCAACCACAGCCUGUUGCCUGAAAGUUGGGACAUUUUUAAAGUAAAAUGUAACACUGCUGUAUCAUCAGCGGACGCUGUCACUCAGAAUCUCCAAGAAGAAGCUGGAAGUGAUGGUGAGUGUGACAACGACAGUAAUGGAGUUGCCUUACAACCAAUUUUGCAGAAUGGAACAUAACCUUUUUUUCCCCCUUUCUUAAGUUGCUGGCCAGCAUUUUAUUUUCUUAAUAACUGUAUAUUUAGAUAAAGUUAAAGUCACUGAAGUUAGUUCCUAGUUGUUCCUCAGGUGUUGAUAAACAUUUUACAUUCUUAAAUAAGUUCCUUUUCUUUCUCUGGAUGUUGUAUUUUUUUGGGGGGGGGAACAAGUUAUGUUUGUAAUUGUUUGUUAAUUCACAACACAGGUUAAAAACACGGUUCUCUCAAAGUGUCUACCAGCAUUCCAUGCAAUAUACUUGUAGAAAUUUUGUGAAUAAACAUAUUUUGUCCAAAUUA